UGAUACACGUAUCUCCCUAACCGGCUGCCCCUGACGACGUGACCAUAACAUUACCAAGCUUGGCCCACAGGCUUAUAACCAUAUCGCACUUAUGACAGUUCAAGCGAUAAUUCAGCCUCGAGUGGAGCUUAUUUUCAAAGGAUUUCCCAAAUGAAACACCAACAAGUUACGGUGGACUAUUGGACGAUGUUCAAGACAUCCGGAAUGUGUCUUUUACUGGCCGUUUGCGGAUUUGUACUUUUGAAAAUGGUGCAGACCAUUUUCUGGCUACCCGGACAUCUGAAGAAGAACCAGCAGCGCCUGGAGGAACUGGCCAAAAUCUACGCCAAGGACAUUAGCGAGGAAGAGAGGGCCGAGAUCGAGAAACUGUUCAACAGCAAGGAGCCGGUGUCUGAGGAACGCAUCAACCAGUUGCUCGACAAGUCAGAGACUUCGGAGCCCAAAAAGGAGCAAUAGUUGAAUAAAAUGAUUUUUCACUUGUUUUUUAUAUAUAUAUAUAUAUUUAUGUAUAUUGAGUGUAUAAUCGAUAAUUUGUUGAUACAGGAUCUAGUUCUUAUUUGCAUAUCGUAUAUGUAACUCGCAACACAAUCAAUCGUUUAACCAAUCCAUUAAUAAUGCA
Messenger RNA from Drosophila yakuba, 619 nucleotides. RefSeq lists its product as uncharacterized. Lineage: Eukaryota; Metazoa; Arthropoda; Insecta; Diptera; Drosophilidae. The transcript has 2 exons. The record is from RefSeq and is a predicted model, not a curated record. The coding region runs from base 151 to 456 and encodes 101 amino acids.